AUGGCCAUAAAGGUUAACAGCGAUGGCCAAUCGCCGCUUCCUGCCAACGUCUUCAGCUUCGGCAAGCACAAGGGCCGUAGCUUCCUAGAUGUCGCAAAUAAUGAGGCGAGCUACUGCAACUGGGCCCUGAACCAGGAAAACCCAUCCGGCCAAUUGAGGGACUUCGCCAUGUAUCUCCAGAAGAUGGGCAGGCGGCCUGCCGCAAAGGCACCAGCAAGCAACAAGGCAGCACAGGCGCCGCGAGCCUUAGCCACGCCCCAGAAUGCACAGCUGGGUCCACAGAUGUUGCUGGUCUGCGAGCUGGUACAAGAAGAUCGCUUCCUGGUUCGCCCAGAGAGGAUUGGCAGCAAGGAGACAGCCUUUGUGCCACCACAUGUCUGGCAUGCGCUCGGCAAGUUGGACGGAGCGUCCUUGGCGGUAGACAAGAAGUCCUGGGUGUUUCCCUUACAGAAAUACAAGGCCGUCGUGGCUGGCCUAGAAGAGAUUGGCCAGGUGGACCAGAUACCCAGCUGGGUCUUGAACCUGCUUGAGAAGGCCAAGCGCAUAAAUGGCAAUGAAAUUCAGGAGGCCCGCUUACCACCGCGGCUCCUGGAGUACCAGGUUGAGGGCGUCAACUUCGCCAUGCAGAAAGGCGGGCGGGUCCUCAUUGCGGAUGAGAUGGGCCUUGGGAAGACGUUGCAGGCGCUAGCUUUGGCCGCGCAGUACCGGGAAAAUUGGCCCGUCCUGGUGGUUUGCCCUUCUUCUUUGCGUUGGCUUUGGAAGGAGCAGGCCUUGGAAUGGCUUGGCGAGAUCUUGCACCCCGAUGACGUGCAGGUGAUACGCAAAGGCUCAGAACCGUUAAGCGCAAAAAGCAAGAUGUGGAUCAUCUCGUACAACAUGCUGGCAUCUGAUGCGAACCGCGGCAAGUUUACUCAGCGCCCAGAUGGACAGCCACAUGGAGUUGUUAUCGCCGACGAGAGCCACAACAUCAAAGACUGGGGAGCAGCAAGAACCAAGACCAUGGUGCCAAUGUUGAAGAACGCAGCUCGUGCGGUUUUACUCUCCGGUACGCCGACAAGGAACUCCCCCGACGAGCUUCAUCCGCAGCUGUGCGGCUUGCUACCGGAGGUCAGCAGGAUGAACGACUUCCGGGCAAGAUAUUGCAUCAUGCAGCAGCAGUCGUUCGGUGGGCGUCCCGUAAGCAGAGUUGUCGGGGCCCGCUGCGCCACAGAGCUGAAUUUCCUCCUCACAUCCACGGUCAUGAUUCGAAGGCACAAGACAGAGGUGCUGUCGCAGCUACCGGCAAAGCGCAGACAGCGCGUACCACUGGACGUUGAUAGCAAGUUCCUGCGUGAUGCUCCCUCGGAAUUGGACCAGUUCCUGGGAUCCGAUGGACUUGCAAAGCCGGACACUGCCAACAUAUUCAUGCAGAUUGCGAAGGCCAAGCUCAAGGCUGUGAAAGAGUACCUGUCCGAAGUCCUGGAGAGGGUUGAUGAUAAGGUCAUCAUUUUCGCUCAUCAUAGGCUGGUGAUGGACGAGAUCUCAGAGCUUUUGCUCAAGCAGCUUCCCAAGAUGGGCUACUCCUUCGUGAGAAUCGAUGGAGGAACAGCUCCGGCGAAGCGUCCAGAGCUGGUGAAGCAAUUCCAAGAGCAGGAAGAUUGCCGGAUAGCACUCCUGUCAAUCACUGCCUGUGGCGAAGGCCUCACGCUGACGGCAGCCAGUUUGGUGAUCUUUGCCGAGCUUUACUGGGUCCCGGGUGCAGUCGAGCAGGCAGAAGCAAGAGCCCAUCGACUGGGAAGCACCCACAGCAAGAUUGUGGUGGAGUUCCUGGUGGUGCCUAACUCCCCAGACGAGACCAUUUAUCGAAGCUUGGAACGAAAGAAGCAGGACACUUCCCACGUCCUUGAUGGCAUCAAAGAGUCCAUGAAUGUGGCGACUGCCCAGCACCUUCCAAAGAAGAGGGCAGCCGGAGAUGGCUCAGGAGCUGGAGAGAAGCGCUUCAAGGCACCACCACCGGGAUCUGAGCCUCCUGUCGACCGCUCCAAGGUAGAUGUGUUACUCAAGGCCAUCCGCGAUGGUCGCAAGGGCCUUACUGGACACGUGGAGGACCAGCUCGAGGUCGUAGACACAGAGCCCUCCAAGGAAGACCCAGGAUUGGGUUUCACCUGGGUCCUGAUAGCAGAAAAGAAGGCACAACUACGGCGAGCGUUUGAACUCGAGAUGUCGGCAUCCCAAACAAAAGCUGCCGGCGUUCGCUGGGAGCUGGAGGCUUGGCUUAAUCAGCAAAAGCGGGACCAGGAGUAUGAGGAGCUUCUCCGAGGUGGCUUCUCAAAGGACCGAAUGUUUCGAUUCUUCAGCGUACGGCCCCACCUCAUCUUCCGUCGAUUCUUUGAGAUAGGGCAGGUCCUGUGGCCCACGUGGCAGAUCUGGACGAACCCUCAGGACCAAAAUCGAGGGGAGCACUUGAAGACCAGCCUUCAAAGGUUGGGGCCGGUCUUUGUAAAAGUGGGUCAGACUCUCGCACAACGGCCGGAUAUUGUGGGAGAGGAAGCCGCAGAUGUCCUGAAGACCUUGCAGUCCAAAAGUGCACCUUUCGCCGAUGAGAUCGCCCAUCGAAUCGUGCUGGAAGAUCUGAAUCACACCGGGCCCCUGGCGCCAGGGGUCUGUCCAGAGGGCCUAGGCUUAGAUGGGGAGGACUGCGCUCCGCUGUUUAAAGCCUUUUCAAGCAAACCUGUUGCAGCUGCAAGCCUGGGACAAGUCUACAAAGCAACCACCCGGGAAGGGCAGGACAUUGCUGUCAAGGUCAUGCGCCCUGGGGUUGCUCGGCUGGUUGCAUGUGACUGGGUUUGCUGGUUCCUGGGCUUGAAGUUACAGCGGCUCAUCACUGGAUCCUUUAAUGAUUUCGCCAAGCUGGCGGAUGGUGUGGCCAGCGGAGUAUUCCUUGAGCUCGACUAUCACAAUGAGGGGCGCAACAUGGAAGACUUCGUACGUGAGCACAUGUGGUUGGGAUUCGUGACCGCGCCCGCCUGGGUACACAAAUACACAGGUCCGGCGGGGAAUGCCCGCAUACUGAGCACUGAGUGGGCGGAUGGCCUUGACUUCCAGGACCUACCGGAGCGGCUCCGUCAUCGAGCUGUUCAACUGGCUGCGGAAGCUUGCUUGGUCCAGUUGAUGAUUACUGGCUUUGUGCAUGCAGAUCCCCACGAGGGGAACCUGAAGUACAUGGACGAUGGGCGGAUUUGCUUCUUAGAUUUCGGCUUGAUGGACAGGGUUUCUCCCAAAGUUAUGGAGGGCUUUGCAGAAGGAAUCCGGAGCGUUGUUGCACGGAACUGGACGCAGCUGGCACUCGCAAUGCAAAUUGUGGAGUUUGUGCCCAAUCCAGUCAAGAAGAACCUGAGACCGAACAGCACCCGGCCUUUGUGGGUGGAGAGCACCUUCGAUGAAUUUGUGGCUGCACUUGCUGAAGAGGUUGGAGAGGAUAGUGAUGCGCAGACUCGCUUCGGCGACAUGGCAGCUGCGCUGAAGCGCUUGUCAACUCGAUUCCUGAUGUUGACCCCGGACUAUGUCGUGCUGAUGACCCGUACGUUUGUGACUUUGGAAGGAAUCGCAGCACAGUACGACCCCGACUUCAACAUCUAUACUACUGCCUUGCCCAUCACCUUGCGCCGCAUCGUUUCUCCAAGCACCGCUGCCUCCCGACGGGCCUUCCGCAACAACAUCCUGACGCAGAGUGGGGAGCUGAAAUGGAAUGAGCUGGAAGGGCUUCUAAAGGCCUCAGAGCAGGACCCACCUCCUGAAUCUGAUACAAAGAUGACUCUCCUUGAUGAGGAGGAUGAGCAGCCUUCCCAAAGUGGUUUCAAGCCUUUGGAGGGGCUACUUGGUUCUAGCGAGGGGCGUAGCCUACGACGCCUUGCCUAUGACGUCGACAUCAAGGCCCUCUUUGCUUACCUGGCCUCCAGCCAAGGCCGGUCCCUUCGAAAGCAGGCAGCGGCUUGGUUGGCCUCGCAGUUGGACGUCCGGCGCGCGCUGCGGAGCAUCGCGAGGGACCCGCCCGCCGGAUCCAGGGAGUUUGAGAAGCUCCAGAAGCAGCGUGCGCAGCGCGAGCGACGA
This is a messenger RNA of Symbiodinium pilosum, 4089 nucleotides long. Lineage: Eukaryota; Dinophyceae; Suessiales; Symbiodiniaceae. The record is from the annotation of a GenBank genome assembly.